This is a messenger RNA of Cherax quadricarinatus, 1464 nucleotides long. The record is from RefSeq and is a predicted model, not a curated record. Lineage: Eukaryota; Metazoa; Arthropoda; Malacostraca; Decapoda; Parastacidae.
AUGGUAUUUAACGUUAAUACAGUGAGAGACAGUGUUGUGAGUACAGCAACAGCAGCAGUGUUGCCUGUGUUGCGCCUCCUGCUCAUCACUGUGUUCCCUGAAGCUGGACCAGGAAAUUUUGAGUUGAAUGGACCUCUUGCUUCCCAGUACGACUUUAUAAUAGUGGGUGGAGGGUCAGCAGGAUGCACACUGGCAGGGAGGUUAUCAGAAGUACCUGGGUGGAGAAUAUUAUUACUGGAGGCUGGGGGACCCCCACCCUUGGAGACCUACGUACCGGCCUUUCUACCCAUCUCUUACAUCCCUGGGUACAGUGAGGACUGGGGCUACAGAACCGUACCCCAGAAGUUUUCCUCUCAGAAUUUUGCUAAUCGGCAAGUGAAACUACCACAAGGCCGGGUGUUGGGUGGCGGAUCCACGGUCAACAGUUUGAUGUAUGUAAGAGGUAACAGGAGGGACUAUGACAGGUGGGCAGCAUUGGGUAACCCAGGCUGGGACUACCUCAGCGUUCUCCCAUACUUCAUCAAACAAGAGGACUUCCGAGGGGAAGUUGGGGAAACGGCGGCGUUCCAUGGACGUGGCGGACCUAUUGGAGUAACCCCUGGGCCCCUGACUCCCCUCACACGAGCUUUUAUACAGGGUGGCAAGGAGCUUGGUUACCCUGUUAUUGACUACAAUGGCCCAGAGCAAUUAGGAUUUGCUUCAACAUCAUUCUCAAUUAAAGAUGGAGUCAGAUCUUCAACAGCCAGGGAGUAUUUAAUACCUUCAAACACAAGACCCAAUCUUCAUGUCCUUCAUAGUGCCACUGUUCACAGGGUCGUCUUCCACAACAAAAGAGCUGUGGGGGUCAAGUUUGAGCACAAAGGAAAGCUGUUUACGGUGAGAGCGCUGCGUGAGGUCAUAAUGUCUGCUGGGCCGGUAGCAUCACCUAAGUUACUCAUGUUGUCAGGGGUCGGACCCAAGGAACAUCUCCAGCAGCAUAAUUUAAAGGUUGUGGCCAACUCACCAGGUGUCGGCCAGAAUGUACACGAUCAUGUUGAAGCCUUUGGCCUCAGUUGGGUGGCAGUAAAAGGCACAUCUUCACUGGAUAUAUUGAACACGUUCAAUCCCGUGUCUCUCAAGGAGUACCAGUUAACCAGACAAGGGCCUCUGUCUACAGCACCUCUGAAUUUCCUUAAUUCUUGGAUCAAGGUGUCGGAGGAAGGUGAUCCAUUAUGGCCAGACAUUCAGCUGUUUUUCAAUGAUGCCACUGCAGCCUUUGACAAGGGUGCCUUUAACCCUGCUUUAUUUGGAUUAGAUAAACAGAUAAACAGGGUGCGUGGGGUGAGUAGACUACGUGUGGUGGAUGCCUCUAUCAUGCCUUUCGUCACCUCAGGUAAUACUAAUGCUCCCACUAUUAUGAUUGCUGAGAAGGCCAGUGACAUGAUCAAGCAAGAGUGGAAGAUUGCGGAAAAGUUCCAUACAUAA